AUGCAGGAUGAAUUAUUGGAUCAUAUGCAACGCAACCUCUACUCCAAAUCCAAUGACCAAAUCAAAAUCAACCAAUUCCCCAACGGGGAGAACGAAAAGGGGAUUGAGGAGGUCCUCCAAUCCUCCAGAAACUGCAGAAAAAGAAUGCAAAACGAGAAGCUCCGAAACCAAAAUGGGCACAAUCUCCUUCCAGAACCGGAUUACAAAAUGGAUAUAUACAAUAUAACAAAACAAGUUGCAGCCACAGACUCUUUUCUUCGUUGUAAACUGUCAGCCUUAGUCAUCUACUUCCGAAUCUGUCACCAGCAGUCAGAACCUAAUGGUGCCGUUGAUUAA
Messenger RNA from Sphenostylis stenocarpa, 336 nucleotides. The record is from the annotation of a GenBank genome assembly. NCBI's taxonomy places the organism in Eukaryota, Viridiplantae, Streptophyta, Magnoliopsida, Fabales, Fabaceae.